CUUCCCACCCAUUCAUUCAUUGGCUCUAUUCCCUCACACAUCACCAUUUUCUAAAUCAAAUCUCUCUACAUAAAAUGAAGUUGAACAAGAAAAACACUAAAACAACAACAUAUUGUUCAUAAACAAAUUUCCGUUCCUUGUUAUUAUCAUUUGCAAUAUCUUUGCAUGAAAGAGCAAGAAUCUCCUUCAAUGGAUCAAGAAACCCCAUCAACCACAAAGACCCAUGUUUGUAACAACAUGAAGAUUCAACAUGAUGUGGCCAUGGCAGAAGAUCAUAAUAGUAAUAAUAACAAUGUAAGAGAGAAGCUAAAGAGGCAUAAAAUUUCAAUGGCAGGAAGGGUAUGGAUCCCAGAAACAUGGGGUCAAGAAGAGCUCUUGAAAGAUUGGAUCGAUUGCACUUCAUUUGAAGCUCCUUUGGUUCCAAGCAGAAUCAUGAUGGCUAAAGCAGCUUUAGUUCAAGAGGGUAGAAGAACAAGUAGUGCUGGAUUAACAAUACAAAACAGGAUCAAGACGAGUUCAACAUCAACAAAAGGAUUUCGUGUUUUCAAGCUGGAUCUAAGUGGUCCUAGAUAGUUGGAGGUUGAUGACCUUGGGUAAGAGUAGUUUAUGCUGCAGGGGUUGAAGGUGCACAAGAUUUUGGUGGUUGGCAAUUGCAUCUUUUUCCGCCAUGCAAAUACACUAAAAUCACAUUCACCGUCACAUAAUUUUGGACCAUUAAAUUUUUUUCAGCAUGCUUCUUUCCAUAGUUAUCAAAAUCCAACAGACAAUCAACUUGGUAAAGUUACUGAGUUAUU
Molecule: messenger RNA, 794 nt
Organism: Arachis duranensis
Lineage: Eukaryota; Viridiplantae; Streptophyta; Magnoliopsida; Fabales; Fabaceae
Product: protein BIC1
Exons: 2
Coding region: 166-573 (135 amino acids)
Biological process (GO): blue light signaling pathway
Source: RefSeq, a predicted model, not a curated record